AUGUAUGUGUACCUAAGUUCAGAACAAUUCUUUCUUUCUUUCUCUUUCUUUAUUUCUUUUUUUCUUUCCUUCUUUCUAUCUUUCUUUCUUUCUUUCUCUUUCUUUAAUUCUUUCUUUCCUUCUUUUUUCUUUUCUUUCUUUCAUUCUUUCUUUCUCUUUCUUUAUUUCUUUCUUUCUUUCUUUCCUUCUUUCUUCCUUCCUUUCUUUCUCUUUUUUUCUUUUUUCUUUCCUUCUUUCUUCCUUUCUUUCUUUCCUUCUUUCUUUCUUUCUUUCCUUCUUUCUUCCUCUCUUUCUUUCUUUUUCUUUUCUUUCUCCUCUGUUCUUAUCUAUCUAUCUAUCUAUCUAUCUCAUUCUCAUCAUAUCUAUCUGUUUUUAUGUCUUCCUGUCUAUCUUUCUGUCUGCCUGUCUGUUACUAUCUGUCUAUCUCUCUUUCUCACUCUCUAUCUAUCUAUCUAUCUCAUAUCUAUCUAUCUGUCUGUUUGUCUGUCUGUUUGUCUAUCUUUUUAUCUGCCUAUUUAUCUAUCCGCCCGUCUGAUAAUAUCUAUCUAUAUAUUUCAGUCUUUUUCUAUCUAUCUAUCUAUCUAUCUAUCGCAGUCUGUUAAUUAUCUAUCUAUCUAUCUAUCUAUCUCAGUCUACUCAUAUCUAUUUAUCUAUCGAUCUUAUCUAUCUCUCUGCUUGUUAAUAUCUUCUAUCUAUCUAUCUAUCUAUCUAUCUAUCUAUCUAUCUAUCCCAGUUUGUUCAUAUCGAUUUGAGUCUGUUCAUAUCUAUCUAUCUAUCUAUCUAUCUAUCCCAGUUUGUUCAAAUCGAUUUGAGUCUGUUCAUAUCUAUCUAUCUAUCCCAGUUUGUUCAUAUCGAUUUGAGUCUGUUCAUAUCUAUCUAUCUAUCUAUCUAUCUAUCCCAGUUUGUUCAUAUCGAUUUGAGUCUGUUCAUAUCUAUCUAUCUAUCUAUCUAUCUAUCUAUCCCACUAGAUCCCUCUCUUAUUUUACUUCCUUUCUAUUCCCCUUUGUUUUUCCUCUCCUCUUAUUUCUCCAUUCUUUCUCUCUUUGUGUCGUCACAACUCAUUUUCUUUGUUUAGAGACUCUUAAUCUCUUUUUUCUGCUUUUUAUUUUCUCCCUUACUGUUUCCUCAUUCUCCCCUUCCUUCUUUCCUCUUCUACGCCUUAAUACAUUUUCUCAUUCUUUCACUACCUCCCUCCUCCCUCCCUCUCCUUUCUUCUCUUUCCUUCUCUCUCUCUUCGUUUUCUCUUCUUUACCUAUCAACAGUCCAUCAGUAAAACUACCCUCUGCUUUUGAUCUUCCAUUAACUCAGACUUUCAUUCGCUGUUAUUCUCCAUGUUUACAAGCCUUGCCAUUAUUUUGA
Messenger RNA from Acanthosepion pharaonis, 1359 nucleotides. The record is from the annotation of a GenBank genome assembly. Lineage: Eukaryota; Metazoa; Mollusca; Cephalopoda; Sepiida; Sepiidae.